AUGGCUGCAACAAGGCUAGAUCGAUUGGUGUCGCUUCUUGACACUGGGUCUACGCCUGCCAUCCGUGCUACAGCUGCCAAGCAACUCGGCCAGAUUGCCGCGGUGCGUAUUCGAGGUCAGAGCACAGCACAGCAGGCCGCCGCUCAUGCUAGGCCGCAAAAGGUCGAGUCCUCGACACAGUCCAACGCCAUUGUUUCGGGCACUUCGACGCCGACCAUCGACCCAGAAGCGGAUGGCCUGGUUAAGUCAGAAGAUGCAUCAUCUUCCGCGUCCAAAAAGCAGACUGCCAAGUUCGGCACUUCCGAACAGAUUAACAAGCAGCACAAUUUCAGUGGACCUUCCGUAGACGACCAAUUCGGCAUUUAUCGAGGCACCGACGGCGACUGGGAUGAGAUCACAUCGUACCUCGCAAGAGUCGUUCCCUUCCUCCGCUCCAAGAGCUGGGACACUCGUGUAGCUGCUGCUCUUGCCAUCGAGAGCAUCUGCCACGCCGCUGGAAUCUGGGACCCAGACAUCCAGCCCUCCAAGCCAGGCGAAAGCUCCAAGUCGAUUCUCACAGACGACGAUGACGAUAUCAAGGACGAAAAGCCAGACCUCUCUGAACUGCUUGCCACUGAAUCGCUUCUCACUUUCGAUGCCUUCUCGCUUCCCACUGUGUUGGCUACAGGCACAAAACUUCUCUCGUCCGCAGGCAAGGAAUUCGAGCAGGCUUCGCUCGCUGUUGGUGGCGAUCGUCUAGCUCAGGCCAAGAAGGAUGUUGCCAGCAAACUUGGCCUCGGCUUUGGUAUCGAUGAGAUGGACAUCGGCAUGGAUGUCGAGGCCGAACUCAAGACUGGAGAGUCAGCAACUAUCUCUUCCGUGCCUCACUCGUCCCAAGGUAGCGUAGAUUGGAGAACAGCUGCUGGAGGCGCUUCCAAAUCCAAGUUACCAGCUCCUCGUUUCACCGGGGGCAGCUCGCCUGCGGUGUCUUCCCUUCCGCCGCUGCGAUUCGCAAACAAUGGUGCCUCUGCUUCUCCUUCCCCAGUCACGCCCACGUUUGCACCAGCUAUAUCCGCCCCCUCACCAUCACCACUGCCGGUUGCGUCCGGCUCCGAGGCACCCGCAGAUGAGAUCGACAUGAGCAAGCUCAGUGCCCGGGAGCGCAAUGCUCUGAAGAGGAAGCGCAAGAUCGAGGGCAAGAAUGGUCCAUCUGAUGCCAAGACGAGGGUCAUCGAUAGCACAGACUUUGCAUCACAAAGUGCCGCGGGUGGCCUCCGUGUCAAAACUCCCUCUGGCGCUUUCGUGCAGACCCCUGCGACCCCCGCCAAUGCCGAAACAGCCGGCGACUAUCUCGCUGCCGGUCCUCCGCCAACACCCAAACAUCCUGCAGGCGGUCCAGGCUCGUUGCCUGCUGUUACAGGCAGCGUUUCCACCCCCACGCCCAUCAGCGAAGUGCCUGGCUCACCUGCCGCGGCUUCGUCGCCCGCUGUGGGGGUCGCUGGGGCCCCUGCAUACUCCUCUUCCGCCGAUCCAUUCCAGGUCAGGCCCGGAGAGUGGCCUUUCCGCCUCGUGGUAGAUACUCUGAGCGUCGAUCUCUUCAGUCCAACUUGGGAGACCCGUCACGGCGCUGCUCUCGGUCUCCGGGAGCUUCUCAAGACGCAAGGCUCUGGUGGCGGCAAAGUUCAACUCGCUUCGCAGCAGGAUAAUGCCAAGAUGCACAAGGCUUGGUGCGACGACAUGUCGAUCAAGCUUCUCUGUGUUUUUGCACUCGACCGGCUCGGAGAUUUUGUCUUUGAUCAGGUCGUUGCACCUGUCCGUGAGACUGCAAGCCAGACGCUUGCCUGUUUGCUGCCUCAUAUGCCAGAAUCGUCCAUUCUCUUGGUCCACAACGUUCUCUUGCAGAUGAUCCGUCAAGACCACGCUGCUGAAGGCGCUACCACCGACUUCAACGCUGGAUUCGCAGCUAAGCGAGGCAAGAAAGGCUAUGUGUGGGAAGUGCGUCAUGCCGGUUUGCUAGGCCUCAAGUACGAGGUCGUUGUCAAAAAGGACCUGCUCAUGUCUUCCGAGAGCGUCAAGAGCGAGAUCGCUGACAUAAAGACGGAAGUGCCUGACCACAAGCCGAUUUCCGAAGAGACUGCCAUCAUCGACACUGCCAAAAUGUUGCGUGAUGUUGUUGAGGUAGCCAUCCUUGGUCUCAAAGAUGACGACGAUGAUGUGCGCGCCGUAGCUGCCUCGGUUCUCGUGCCCAUCGUUGAUGUAAUCCUUGAAAAGCUCCCCACCGAGGUUGGCAGGCUUCUUAACCAGCUGUGGGACUGCCUCGGAGAUCUCAAGGACGACCUUGCUAGCAGUAUCGGCGGUGUAAUGGACCUCUUGGCCAAGCUCGUCGAGCACCCCGGAAUCGUGAUCCAUCUACGUGCAGAAGCACAAGAGCAACGUGCGUUGUCCCUUUUGAUACCGCGCCUCUUCCCCUUUUUCCGUCACACGAUCACCAGCGUCCGCCUGUCAGUCCUUAAUGCGCUGCGCGUCUUCCUGACCGUUCCCUCUCUGCCCAAAGACUGGAUCGAUGAGCGUGUCUUGCGCCUUCUAUUCCAGAACCUUGUUGUGGAGGAGAAGCUGCCCAUCCGCCGCGCAAGCGCCGAUGCCUGGCGCCAUGCCCUCGCACACGUUGCUGGCGACGCUGCCACGGUUCAGUCCCUCCUUGGACCAUAUAUUGUCGACUUCUUCCGAAUCAUCAUGACCCCACUCGGCUCGCCCAUCGACUUUACCCUCUUCUAUAACGCGUCGUUCGGAAGCAGCGGCCACGCUGAUACUAACCGACACAACGUUGACAAGAGUAUCUUGACACAGGAUCUUUCGCUGGUCGGCGUCGAUGCCGUCAUUCGCGGUCGUCUGAGUGCUGCAGAGGCGCUGGGUGAUGCACUCGCGCGGUUCCCUCGCGCCGAAGACGAACUUACUUUCGGAGCUGUCCUUCGUGAAUAUCUCGAGUCUACAUCAGCGCUGCAAAAGUGCUUGAGCGCAGCCAUCAUCCAAGAGUGGGCCCAGGCUUGUGCUACGCUUGGGAUCGAUCUCAAAGACUCAAGCACGAUUGUACCCGACAUUGCUGGUCGCCUUAUCAGCGCUCUCGAGACGCCAGCCCCGCCCACGUAUGCCGAGAUGACUGUGAUGCUGCAACGCAUCCAAGCUGAGUGUCAGGGACUCUACAAUUCAUUCCAACGUGAUGCGAAGGUGGCCAAGGCAAAAAUUCCGGCGCUUCCUGCCACUGUGGAUCCCCUCGGAAUGAUGGCCGACGCGUUCACCGUCGACACAGCCAAGGCUGUGGCAUCGACCGGUUUCGACUCGCUGCUCACGCACGCUGGAUCGAAAGCCAAAAAGGCAGCUCUGCCGCUGCUAGAAGAUCGCCGUCGCAAACUCAUCGCUGCCAUCGGCUUCUAUCAGGCGAACAAGGAGAAACAGGACACCCAAGUAUUUGCAUCAAUCGCCAGCGCUGUCAUUUCCCUCAAGGUGCUCCCCUCCAAGCUCAACCCUGUCAUCCGCAGCAUCAUGAAUAGCGUCAAGUUCGAGGAGAAUAUGGACCUCCAGACUCGGUCGGCACGCUCUGUCGCCAGGCUUGUCGAGUAUUGCGUCUCGCCCACUGCCAAAUCGAAUCCGAGCGACAAGAUUGUCAAGAACCUCUGCGCCUUUGUUUGUCAGGACACGACACGUGUCGCCAUCUUUGCUGCUAGUAAGAACGUUCGCGAAGGCAUUCUCAGCAUGAACGAGCCCACCGUAGUUCCGAGAGGACCUGGUAGGACCAGCGUCAAGGACGAAACGGUCGAGUCGGAGGAAGUUCUUCAAGGCAAGCUCAUUCGACGUGGUGCUGCUGCAGCGCUUGCUCAGCUCGCAGACCUGUUUGGCGACACGCUUUUCGAUGUGGUUCCCAUGCUGUGGCAGUGCAUGAGCAGCUCGCUGGUGGGCACGUUUGGCUCCACGUCAGCAGACGCCGACGCGCUCAUUGAAAAGCAGGAUGAUCUCGGGCAGAGUAUUCUGGAUGCUUGUGCUGUGCUGGAUGUCAACUUGCCCAACCUCAAAGGCAGUCUUUGCGAUAAGGUGGUCGAGCUGCUACCUGCACUGACGCUCGCUAUUCAGAGCGAAUUCGCCGUGAUCCGCUCAGCAGCGGCUAAAUGUUUUGCAGUGGUGGCCAGCUGUCUCACAGAAGUAGCGCUCAAGCACAUCGUCGAGAAGGUGGUGCCGCUCGUCGGUGACCCCGCUUCGAUAACGAACCGCCAAGGCGCUGUCGAGCUGAUCUACCACACAGUCCAACAGCUCGAUCUGAAAAUUCUGCCGUACGUCAUCUUCCUCAUCGUGCCUGUUCUGGGCCGCAUGAGCGACAAUGACGAAAUGGUGCGUCUGGUGGCGACCAACACGUUCGCCUCCCUCGUCAAGAUGGUCCCACUCGAAGCGGGUCUUCCUGACCCGCCUGGAUUUCCUUCUGAACUUUUGGAGCGUCGCGAGACUGAACGCAAGUUCCUUAUGCAGCUGCUCGACGGUUCCAAAGUGGAACCGUACCAGAUCCCCGUCAAAAUCAAUGCCAAGCUACGAAAAUACCAGCAAGACGGAGUCAACUGGAUGGCGUUCCUGGCCAAGUAUCAACUGCACGGCAUUCUCUGUGAUGACAUGGGUCUGGGUAAGACGCUCCAGUCGAUUUGCAUUCUUUCAUCCAAGCAUUUUGAGCGUGCAGAGCGUUACAGGCUUACGCAGGCGGCCGAUGCAAAGCCCUUACCGAGCUUGAUCAUCUGUCCGCCGACGCUGACGGGACACUGGUGCCACGAAAUCAAGCAGUACGCCAACAACCUUCGACCGCUGCUGUAUUCUGGUCUUCCCGCUGAACGUGCACGGCUGCAAGGCGAGAUUCAUCGAUACGAUGCGGUGGUCAUGUCAUAUGAUGUGGUACGAAACGACAUUGCGGCUCUCUCGCAAAUUUCGUGGAACUACUGCAUCCUCGACGAAGGGCAUGUCAUCCGCUCAGCUAAGACCAAGACGACAAAAGCGGUUAAGAUGAUCCGAGCCAAUCACCGAUUGCUGUUGUCGGGAACUCCAAUUCAAAACAACGUGCUCGAGCUAUGGUCGUUGUUCGACUUCCUGAUGCCUGGUUUCUUGGGUACAGAGCGAAGCUUCCACGAGCGAUUUGGUAAACCAAUUAUCGCUUCGCGCGACGGUAAGCUUGGCGCCAAGGAGCAGGAGGCUGCAGCUUUGGCGCUGGAAGCAUUGCACAAGCAGGUGCUCCCUUUCCUGCUCCGCCGUCUGAAGGAGGAUGUGCUGGACGAUCUGCCACCCAAGAUUAUCCAAGACAUUGAGUGCGAUCUGGGCGAGAUCCAGAAGCAGCUGUACGACGAUUUCAGCAAGGACCAGAACGAAGACGAGGCCGAGGCAUUUGCAAGUUCAGAGGCGAGCUUGGCAGGCAAGGAACCGAAUUCUGAGAAGCAGCACGUCUUCAAGGCGUUGCAGUACAUGCGCAAGCUGGUGAAUCACCCCUCGCUCGUGUUGACGGAUGACAAUCCGAAACACGUUGCAAUCAAGCACAAGCUCAACAAGAGUGGAGGAUCGUUGAACGAUAUUUCACACUCGCCCAAGUUGCAAGCUUUGCGGCAGCUGUUGUUGGACUGUGGUAUUGGGGCGAGUGGCGCUGCUGCUGCUGCUGGUAGUGGUGGCGUAUCCGAUCUGAACGGCGACAUUGGUGGCGAGAGCGCAGUCUCGCAGCACCGCGUGUUGAUCUUCUGUCAGCUCAAGCAGAUGAUUGACAUUAUCCAACGCGAUCUUUUCGCUGCGCUGAUGCCGUCCGUGUCGUACAUGCGUCUGGAUGGCUCGGUUAGCGCGGAAAAGCGCCACUCGAUUGUGCAGACGUUCAACGCGGAUCCCUCGAUCGACGUGCUGCUGCUCACCACCCAAGUCGGCGGUCUUGGUCUGACGCUCACCGGUGCAGACACAGUUAUCUUUGUCGAGCACGACUGGAACCCGAUGAAGGACCUACAAGCCAUGGACCGAGCCCACCGACUGGGUCAAAAGAAGGUAGUCAACGUGUACCGCCUGAUCACGCGCAACACGCUCGAGGCCAAGAUCAUGGGAUUGCAGAGGUUCAAACUGAACGUGGCCAACAGUGUGGUGAACCAGCAGAACGCGGGAAUGGACAGUAUGGAGACGGACCAGAUCUUGGACUUGUUCAAUGCACAGGGUGGCACGAGUGGUACAGAUGGUGGCGCUAAUGGCGAUCCAGCCAAGAAGAAGGGUUUCGCGAAGCUCACUCAGAAACAGAUUCUGGAAGGUGCUCAUCGUGGCCCCGAGAACGAGGAGCAGGAAUAUAGCCAGAUGAGCGGUUGGAGGCCGGAUCAGUAG
Messenger RNA from Mycosarcoma maydis (corn smut), 6348 nucleotides. RefSeq names its product DNA-binding ATPase. The transcript has a single exon. Gene Ontology annotation, molecular function: ATP hydrolysis activity; DNA binding; ATP binding. Lineage: Eukaryota; Fungi; Basidiomycota; Ustilaginomycetes; Ustilaginales. The record is from RefSeq and is a predicted model, not a curated record. Bases 1 to 6348 code for a protein of 2115 amino acids.